AUGUCCGGAAACAUCGGCGCCUUCCCCUCCUUCCCCUCCGACGACGGCGCCAACGGCCAGGGCCCUUCUGGAUCUCGAUCUCGACGCUCUGGCCCAAAGAAAAACGUCUCGUUCGGCGAUACAUCAACCUCCGGCAGGAACCAGAAGCGCCACAAGACAUCCCUGGACAGCGACAGCUCCGACGACGACCCGGACGAGGACAUAACCAAGCCCGCCGCCGUAAAGAGCUGGCUCCGCUACACACCGGAACCGCACACGCGCGUCGUCGAGAUCCCCGACGAAUAUCCCAAUGACUAUGUUGAUUCGGCGGCGGAAGGGGAUUCCGUGUCGAGUUCCAUGCUCGGGCAGCCGCCGUCGGAUACGAAUGGAGAGGCUGCGCCGGGGCCGUUUCGGGCGAGGGCGCCGGGGCGGGAGGGGACGUCGAGCCGGGUGUCUGAGGUUAGUGAUGCGGAGACUGUUACGGGUCAUAAGUAUGGGAGUAAUGGGAAUGGGUCUGGGGACGAGGUGCCCGGGCCGUUUAAGAAGCGGCCUUCGCGGUCGGGCUCGGCGACGUCGAAGCCUGCGUCUGGGAGGAAGGGGUCGGGGGGUAGUUUUUUUGGGCUGUUCGGCGGGUCGAGCUCAAAUGCCGAGUCGUCUCCCAACGCAGAGUCUGGCCCUAGCAGAAUAUCAGUCUCGGGCGCGGCGGAAUCGGUCAAGAGCUGGUUUGCGCCCUCGGAUGUACCUGGCCCCUUCAAAAAGAGCAAUGCGUCGACCAACUCGAACGAAAGAACAGGCCAGGCUUCAGGUUCAGAGCCCGGACACCCUGCUGCCGAUUCCACCGACAGUCCAGGCGUCACCAGCAGACUUGGUAGUGCCGCUGCCUCAGUAACGAACCUAUUCGCAGCAUCAGAUUCACCGGGCCCAGUCAAGGCGGAAAAGGACGCACCGAAAGAUACGCCUCCAUCAGAUAAAACACGUUCCACAAACCCCGAGACUUCGACAAGCCGCUCCGCAACUGACGACGUUCCCGGCCCCUUCAAGCGAAGAUCCAGGUCGAACACGUCCCAGAAUCUCACCAACGACAAUGCAAACCCAGACCCGUCGGCCACGCCAACGACGCCCAUCUCCAAGAGUCUGGAAGAUAUCACUGAACGGCUAGGGACCGCGGCGUCGACAGUCAAGGACUUUCUUACGGUGCCUGAGACGACGUCUUCUGUUAAGAGUUUCUUUGCGGCGCCGGAUGUGCCGGGGCCGUUUAAGAACAAGGGGCCCUCGAGGGCGACUUCUUCGGAGAAUCUUGGUAAGUCGCAACGUCCGGAGAAGGAUACAGGGUCGGUACCUGCACCGUCUCCUGAGAAUGCAGGCUCAACGCCUGAGAAGCCCAUCGUGGUAUCAGACGAUAAAUCACAUGGCUCACCCCCGGGACCCUUCAAAGCAGCUUCCAAGCCCAAGGGUUCAGAUACUGUGAUGAAAGAUGGUCAGCAAUCGAAAGAGAGUGGUUCUGGUUUCCUUUUCUGGGGCAGCAAAGACAAAGACGACACUGAGAAGAACAAGUCCAAAGAGAAAGAGCAGGGCGGCUCGGGUCUAUUCGGCUGGGCCUGGGGUUCAAACAAGGAACAGGAAAACCCCGCUGGUGGAGCCUUCAACAGCUUUAUGAAGCCUGACCAGCCUGCUACGACACCCUCGUCGACAUUCACAUUCAACAGCUCCAAUCCACCCGCUGAGAAGACCAAUGCCAAUGCUCCCCCAGCGAGGGACUGGUUUUCCAACAGCGGUAAUGGAGACAAGUCGAAGUCCAAUGACGCGGUUUCCCCAAAUAUUGGGACCGAUAAGAAUAGCACUGGCCCAGUGGCGUCGCCUGUCGCGACCAGUGUUGAGAAGAAUGGCUCUGCUUCUUCGACCCCGAAGGACAAAGAUGCUUCGCCACCUGCUCAGACGCCAUCAGCCAAGGCCCUCGGGAAACGCCCGCCAGGUGCGAAUGAGGGAACCGCUACGGCAUCAUCAAAAUCGGCACCUCCCAAUGAAAACACCGAAAAAGCAGACGGUGCUCCUCCGGCAUGGAAUAGAGGGGUGCAAGAUGAUUCACUUAGAUUCGCUCAGAUAGAUGGUGCGGCACCACCGCCUAAUCCCUCGGAUCCUCAGCCUCUCAAGAAUCCAGAACAACCUUCCUGGUCUUUUGGAUCGGUCGGGAUUGCUGGACCAAGCGGUACAGCUACGGCUUCCGCCUCUUCUUCGUCGUCCCAACCGCAGCCGAACAAAGAACCUCAGGACAAGGAUCCGUCGACGAAAGACGCAACAAACAAGGCAAACUACAACUCGCAAGCGAGCCAAAACAAGGAAUCCAGCAAUCCCAGGGGUGACAACGGCCAGUCCGCGACAUCGCGGUCACGAUCAACAUCAGUUAACCCAGCCGACGCAUUACUCCUUGUCCGUGGCAUUCCGCUAAGAGAAGAAAGCCAGAUCAAGACGCUCGCCGAUCUGAACCGGUACAAGAUGACACCAGAAGACCGACAGUAUUGGACGGGACGGAUUGCGGCAAACGACGCGGCCAGGGUUAUGGAGCCUAGGCGACAGUCCGAAACUCCCACGAACACCACCUCCGAGCCAGCCAUAACCAGGACCUCGACGAACCGCGGCGACACGGUGAUUCUCCUCCGUGGCAUCCCACAAAGCGAGCGGAAGAAGAUCCUCACCGCCGCGGAUCUGGAUCGGUAUGAUCUUACGCCACCACAGCGGGAGUACUGGAUGAAACAUAUUGAGCGGCUAGAAGGGAUCGGGCGUGAUGGCGCAGAAGGGAAUGGCGGGGAGGGGGAGCUGAGGCAGUUUGGGGUUCCGCUGAGCGAGUGGAGUAAGAUUAAAUCUGUGGCGGAUUUGGAGCGGUUUAAUCUUAGUGCUGGGGAUAGGGAGUAUUGGGAGCUGAGGAUUAGGAGGCUGGCGCCGGUUGAGAAGGAUAAGACCCCAGACGCUCAAGCAGGACCGAAGCCAGCAGAGUCGACACCGUUGCAUCCCACGCCGUCAGGACCACAGCCAGCAGAUCCUCAGGCAGCAGAUCCUAAGCCUGCAGAACCUAAGCCUGCAGACCCAAAGCCAACAGAUCCACAGCCAGCAAUUUCACAGCGAUCGAAUCCUCAAGCGGCAAAUCCACAGCCAGCAACUCAGCCAGCAACUCAGCCAGCAAAUCCUCAGCCAUCAAAUCCAAAGCCAGCGGACCCAAAGCCGUCGGAGUCUAACACGGAUAAGUCGAACAAAGAUAAGUCCGACAAAGAUAAGUCCAAGAAAGACAAGUCGAAAACGGACAAGUCCAAGAAGAAAAAAUCGAAGAAGAAGAAGAAGUCCAGUGACGACGAGUCCAAGAACUGCGCCGACCCGGGCGACCCAAGCGAACACUCAACGGGCGUCGCCGACACCAUUACCAAACUCGGCGACCAGCUGGGCAUCGGCCAGCUGACAACCGGCCAAGCCGCCUCGGGAUGCGACACCUGUUAUACACGGGAUACAUUCUGCAUCGACUGCCUGCGCCUGGCAGUCUUGGUAAACGGCACACUGGACAGGCGAGAAAUCCACCGCCCCGAAGGCUCGUACCCGGUGAUCAUCGACGUCGUCGUGCGGCGGACCCUCCCGGAUGUAUUCACCUUUGUCUUCGAGACGAUCCUCCGACUGCAGGCCAUGUUCCCCAAGGGCGUGCUUGUGAAUGCGACCCGUCGCCUCGUGCACGCAGCAGGCCGCCACGUCAGCUGGAGCGAUGCUGCGAAUGCGGGGCGCGGAUACCCGGAUGCACAGGAUACGAUGAGGGAAGGGUACACCGGGGCGAUGGUGCAGCGCGUCCUCUGCGCGCUGGGUUACUGGAGUACCUUUGAGUACAAGGCGCAAACCUUUGAGAUCAGUUUCCUCAUCGACUUCCCGCAGAAGAUCACACCAGAGGGGCCCGUCGAGGGACUGCUCGUCAACGCCUGGCUCAAGUGGCUGCGGCUCCCCGCGAAAAUCACGCACCCGGCGAGCAACCACAACCGGUUCCGGCUACUGUGGUGGGUGAUGACGCACCCGUCGUCCGAGUUUGAGGGUUUUAUCUGGGAGGAGACGCGCCGGUAUGUCCAGGCUACGUGGCCCGAGGGGAAGAAGAAGCACUGCAAGGGGUGUUAUGGCGAUGAAACUCCUCAUAAUGGGGAUAGGAAGGUGGAAGAAUCUUGUAAGAACUGUAACCCCAAGGCAACGAACGCGGCCAGGAUGAGGGCGGAGGCGGCGAGGAAUGGGUAUAGCUGGCACAGCUAUUAUGCGAACGGGUGGAACUGGACUGCACCGGCGCGUGUGGCUGCGGCUGCCCGGGUGAGUACGUCUGGGUGGACAACUGGGUAUCGCUAUGCUUCUGCGUCUGGGACGCAGCAGCGCCCGCGGUCCACGAGGACGUAUGCGGAUCGCCAGAGGGAGAGGAUGGAGUGGAAGAUGAAGAAGCGGUCGUGGUUUAGAUUGCCCGGGGUUGUUUAG
Aspergillus calidoustus is the source of this 4461-nucleotide messenger RNA. NCBI's taxonomy places the organism in Eukaryota, Fungi, Ascomycota, Eurotiomycetes, Eurotiales, Aspergillaceae. The record is from the annotation of a GenBank genome assembly.